AUGGGGUUAUGCGCAGAAUUUAAAGGUCAGGUGGUUUACUUUGUGAACAUUUACUCAUCUUGUCUGUUGGCUGGGAAGCAUAGGUUAUGGGCAGAAUUGGUUGAUUUGAAGAAUAAAUUUGGUGGUGGUUGGUGGUGCGUGGGAGGCGACUUCAACUCAACACGAGAAGGAAGCGAAAUAAUGGGCAGCUCUGUUGUUAGCAGAGGUGCAGAAUCGAACGAGUUUAAUGAAUUCAUAGAAAUGAUGGACUUGGUGGAUGUCCCUUCGAUCGGUAGCAGGUUCACAUGGUCAAACAAGGAGGGUAGAUGUAAAAGCAGACUGGAUAGGUUUCUGUUGUCUGAAGGUUUAAUCGAUAGCUGGAGCAUUAUAGGGCAAAAAGUUGGGGAUAUGGACAUAUCUGAUCACGCUCCUAUUUGGCUGAAAGCAAACAACAAGGGCUGGGGUCCCAAACCCUUUAGAUUCAAUAACUGCCGGUUUGAAGAUGCAGAGUUUAUGAGGUUCGUGGAGGAUUCGUGGAAAGACAUAAAUGUAGCUGGAAACAAGACGUUCAUCAUAAAAGAGAAUCUCAAAAUUCUAAGGACCAAAUUGAGAAUAUGGAAUAAAGAGAAGUUCGGGUGGAUCGAUCUCAAAAUUGAAGAAGCAACGAAGAAGCUGAAUUUAGGUGUAAGACCUCCUACAGGCUCAACUGAUGACGCAUCAGUUAGACAGGAAAGGGAUUUGGAUAGAAAGGCAGUUGUGGACGAUCUGUGGAAGCAUUUACGUCUUCAAGAAAGCCUUUUGAGACAAAAGUCGAGAAUCAAAUGGCUCAAGGGGGGAGAUCUGUAA
Vicia villosa (hairy vetch) is the source of this 825-nucleotide messenger RNA. RefSeq lists its product as uncharacterized. The transcript has a single exon. The coding region runs from base 1 to 825 and encodes 274 amino acids. NCBI's taxonomy places the organism in Eukaryota, Viridiplantae, Streptophyta, Magnoliopsida, Fabales, Fabaceae. The record is from RefSeq and is a predicted model, not a curated record.